This is a messenger RNA of Penicillium brasilianum, 1095 nucleotides long. Lineage: Eukaryota; Fungi; Ascomycota; Eurotiomycetes; Eurotiales; Aspergillaceae. The record is from the annotation of a GenBank genome assembly.
AUGUCAACUAACAUCAUUGUCGUUCUCGGUGCCGGAGUCUCUGGGCUGACAAGUGCUCUACUGCUCUCCAAAGAUCCUGCCAAUCAAAUCACUGUUAUCGCAAAGCAUAUGCCAGGAGAUGUCGAUGUUGAAUAUUGUUCGCCCUGGGCUGGGGCAAACUACCUCCCAUUUGGAGCGGAAGGCAGUAGACUAGGAAAAUGGGAAAAAGCUACUUGGCCUCACCUACAGUAUCUAGCACAGAACUGCCCGGACGCCGGCGUAGAGUUUCAAGGUGCCACGGUUAGGGUUCGAAACAAAGACAAAAACUCGACGACGGGGAAAUGGACGGCCGAACUAACCAAACCAAGUCCCUGGUAUCGAACGGUAGUCCCAGAUUUUGCGAACAUUCCAAGCCAUCAGCUAGACCCCGGCGUUGACAAUGCCAACUACUUCACAUCUGUCUGCAUCAAUGUGGCAGUAUACCUGCCCUGGCUGUUGAGCCAAUGUCGGCGGAGAGGCGUGGAGUUCAAGCGAGCAAUCGUCAGUCACGUCGUAGACGCUGCCACCGCCCACCAUUCUGGAAAGACGGCGGAUCUUGUGGUCAACUGUACGGGGUUGUCUUCUAUGACGCUGGGGGGUGUAGAUGACAAAACCCUGCAUCCCGUCAGGGGCCAGCUCGUUGUGGUGCGGAACGAUCCCGGGUCCAUGCAUAUGAUCUCCGGCACAGACGACGGAGAUGGAGAAGGUACAUAUACUAUGGUGCGGCCUGCCGGUGGUGGCACAAUUCUUGGCGGGUCAUAUCAAAUGGACAACUGGGAUCCUAAUCCUGAUCCCAACUUGGCGAUCCGCAUAAUGAAGCGCUGUAUCGAGCUAUGUCCCAGCUUAGUUCCUCAAGGACAGGGCAUCGAAGGUCUCAGUGUAAUCCGUCAUGGAGUAGGACUGAGACCUCUUCGCGAAGAUGGGCCCCGGGUUGAGAGAGAGAAAAUAGGCAGGUUCUGGGUGGUUCAUAACUACGGGCAUGGUGGUUAUGGGUAUCAGGCAUCGUACGGCUGUGCAGAGACAGUGCUCGAGUUAACCGCGCAGGUCCUGUCACAGAAGAACCAUUGCAAUCUGUAA